AUGGUUAUUUUCAUACUGCUAAAUCCUGACCUGCAGUAUCCUUAUCAACUUGAAAUUUAUAAACUGCACCAGAAAACAUACGAAAUGUGCAAGAAUGAGGUACUCUGCCUAUUGGCCAUCAAGCAAUUGCCAACUUUCUCUAACAAAUUCAGCCGUUUUCAAGCUACUUCGUGGUUGAUACUUGAAAAUGUCUUUGAGAAGUGUGCAGAUUUUGAUCCCACAAAGAGACCCGAAGCCUCGGGUCUGGUUGAAAUGUUUCAUCCAAAGGAAGGUCCAGUACGUAGAGAAAUACCACUUGUUGUAAGCCAGAGUUCUGUUGUUGAGCAACACGACUACCUUGUUGCAGAGGGUGCCAUUGGAAUAUCAAAUGUCAUCUCUACAGAUGCAACGAACAGCUGCUCCUCCCUGUCGGUGCUGAUUAAUGAACGCAUUUUGGUAGAAAGACAAACUGACGACCUUCUCAGCCUCAACGCUGCUUUAGAUGAAUGGCAGUUCUUUAGUGAGAAUGUCAGUAACUUGGUGUUGACUAGGCCUGACCGCUUCAAUCGCUAUAGAAAUAUCGAGAGAAUGUACGACGUAAUUGAAGCAUACAAAAUAUAUUACGUAACGCCAAGAUUGUUAAAGAAUCGUAUGAGCUGUUUGAGGAAAUCAUCACCGCUUCCAGCGUGUUUACCAAGAAAGGAAGAAGUUCACUCUUCAUGGCCUUGGAAAAACUUGCCGAAUCUAACGAAGUAA
Molecule: messenger RNA, 735 nt
Organism: Porites lobata
Lineage: Eukaryota; Metazoa; Cnidaria; Anthozoa; Scleractinia; Poritidae
Source: the annotation of a GenBank genome assembly